AUGUCAAUUCAGCAUUUGCCUGAAGAUGUCAUCGCACAAAUCAAAUCAUCAACAACCAUCACCUCGCUGAAUGGAGUCAUCUGUGGCCUGGUUAAGAAUUCCCUAGAUGCCGAAGCCACCAAACUCACCGUAUCUGUAAAUUACGCGCGGGGGAACUGUUCGGUUGAAGACAAUGGCCUAGGCAUAGCCCCUGCUGAGUUCAAGCCUGGUGGCGGGCUAGGCAAGCUGCAUUAUACAUCCAAAUUCCCUGCCCGAGACGGACUUUACGGCAAGUAUGGCACAUACAUAGCUUCGGUGGCCUCGUUGUCUCUGUUGUCUCUCACUUCGCAUCACCAUAAUCAUAAUUCUCAUAAUUCCAUCAGAAUUCACAACUCUGAUGUGUUGGCUCGGCACACCCCUUCACCCCCUGAACAUAGGUUGUUGAGUUUUCCUUGUGGAACCAGGGUGACAGUCCAAGACCUCUUCGGGUCGAUGCCUGUCAGGGUGAAACAGAGAGUAAUCGACGUGGAAAGGGGCACAAACCUCAAGAACUGGGAAUUUCUCAAACGCGCCGUCGUUGCCCUGCUACUAGCUUGGCCAGGUGCUGUAUCGGUGUCCAUUCGCGAAUCCGGCAACCAGUGGAGUGCUUCACUUCGCAGUGCCGCAACCGCUUCCCACAACUUGGGCAGAAAGGACAACGAUAUUACUUCGCGGGUUUCGAGGCUUCUGUACCAAGCUCAAUUUUCCGACGACAGCACUUCGGAGGCAUGGGUGCCCUUGAGGGCAUCAGUCGGAGAAUUGUCAGUUCUAGGUGCCGUGUCAUUAUUCCCAGUUGCAACUAGGCGGUUUCAGUUCAUCAGUAUAGGCGUGCAGCCCGUGCCUAAUGAGCAUGGGUCCAACGUUUUGUACGAAGAGAUCAAUCGCCUCUUUGCCAACUCCAGCUUCGGGUUCGAAGAGGAAAGCAGUGACCUCAACGAGGAUGAACAGAAGAGGCGGGCAAAGGAUCGACGCUAUAAAGCUGAUGGCUUCACUGGUCAAGAGCUCAAGGGCCGUAAGUGCGUGGACCGCUGGCCGAUGUUUUCCAUCAAGAUUAACCUUGAAGAACAAGUCUCAAGGCUGGGUCCUGACGUGGAUCAGGUUCUAGAUGAGCGCCAGGAAAGCUUGAAAUCCAUCGUCGAUUUGUUGAAGGCAGUAGUCUACGAGUUUUUGAAGAAGCACCAUUUCCGUCCGAAGCACUUCAGACCGAACAACAAGUCUCUUAGCAGUCGAGCUGAAUCUCGGGAUUCACAGGACCAGACAUUGUCCAGAAGUACGACACCCAAGAUAGGAAGAGAAAACGUACUGUCGGUUGGAUCCCAGAAGGCCACCGGAAGACAAAGAACGGGAGAUCUAGCCAGUACUCGUCUCAACAUUGCGUCUGAUCGGGAUUCUCGGCCACGGCCCGGGUCCCCAUUCGACCUAUGGACUCGAAUCAUCUCCGGGCAGCCACAGGCUCCAUUAGUAGACAUCAAGGGCUCAAAGGAGCUUGAGGGGAAAAGAUCGAAGGGGGGCUUGGACCCCGGGAUCUCGCCUCCUGUCUCCGAGGCACGCGUCCAGCCUUCUGUUGCGCCCCUAUUCGCUCCUGAUGGCAAGCUUUUGCGAGCACCAUUUGCUGAUGUUGAAGUUGAUAUUAUUGGUACAGUACCAGAGGAGGCUGCAGCCGAGGACAUUCAGCUCCAGGAACGCGAUGAACUGUUGUGGACAAACCCGAACACCCAAGAAACUUCGAUCAUAAACCCAAGGACAGGAUUCGUGAUGCGGCCGUUGGAGAAGACUAUCGGUGAUGUCGGAGUAGCUGACCGUGUCUCUCACUUGUCAUCGAGGAAGAAGUUGCGCACGCAAACCAAACCGACUUCGAAUGAGAACAGAAGCCCGUGGCUAAGUGAGUUGCUUUCUUCCUGGGACAACCCAGUUUUCAAGCCACCAGAGCCCCAGAUACCAACUGCCUUUGACGAGGCAAAAGCCAUGGGCCUGGUGUUGAACGCUUCCCGGGCGCUAUCCCAUACGUGUAAUGACGGGUUCUGCGAUGCUACAGGCACUCUACCUACCGUUCAGGGCCGAGUGUCAAAAGAAGCACUGCACAAGGCCGAAGUCAUUGCACAGGUCGAUCGCAAGUUCAUAUUCGCAAAGGUCACCGGGGUGGCUUCGAACACUACUUCAGAGUCACGAGUGGACCCUUCCGCGUCACUUCUCAUCAUCAUUGAUCAGCACGCUGCAGAUGAGCGAUGUCGCGUUGAAACAUUGAUGAGGGAUUACUUCGCGGCCAGUGCGGUUGCAAUGGCCGCACCCCACUCGCAGUCUGCACCAUCUUCGAUUGUAGUCAGAUCUCAGACGGAGCUUCUGGAGAAGCCUAUUAAGUUCGAUAUCUCGGCUCGAGAUACUCUACAGUUCGAACGACUGAUGGAGCAUUUCGAAUAUUGGGGCAUAUACUAUGAAGUCUUGACGCUUUCUCAGGGCAAGAAGGCCAGUUCACGGCAACUGAAGUGGAAAGCGUUCGACUUCUUCGAGGUCAGCCAGGUCAAGCUCGGCGACGACGAGACGCGAUCCUUCUUCGAGAACAACGAGAUCUCCAGCGUGUGCUCUGGCUCCGAGAGCCUGUUCCUCGGCAGCGACAGUGGAUAUGUUCGCAUCAUCGGCCCGAGCUGGAAGGUUGUCCGCAGCUUCCAUGCGCACGAGACUGGUCGGAUCACCCAUAUGCGCCAGGUCGAGGGGACGAGCUUGUUGGUCACCGUUUCGGAGGACUUGAGCAACGAGCCGGUGCUGAAGGUUUGGGCGCUUGACAAGCCUGUGAAGAAGACGGGAUUACCCACCUGCCUAAGUACAAUCAACAUAAACAACGGACGAAAGCAGUUCCCUAUCUCUGCCUUCACUGCUCUCGACGAUCUAUCACAGCUAGCGGUCGGCUUUGCCAAUGGAGCAGUCACCGUGAUUCGCGGGGAUCUCAUCCACGACCGAGGCACGAAACAACGAAUCGUAUACGAGUCCGAAGAGCCGAUUACCGGAGUCGAAUUCGUAGCUGAUCCGAAGCUCUCGACGCUGUUCGUUGCGACCACCUCGAAGCUCCUGAAGCUUGUAAUAUCAGGGAGAGGUCAGGGACAGCCGCCGAGAACGGUCGAAGAUUCUGGAUGUGCUGCGGGCUGUAUGACUCUCAACAAGAAGACUGGAGAUAUCAUCGUGGUUAGGGAAGAUGCUGUCUACUACUAUACGCUGGACGGCCGAGGGCUUUGCUUUGCUAAUGACGGGGCUACGAAACUCGUCUCGACAUUCCAAGACUACGUCGCUCUUGUGUCGCCACCCGUGGCGCAGAAGACGGGUGCGUCCGAAAACAUAAGGAGGCGGUUUGGAGGUGCAAGCACAGAAUCCAUAUUCAAUGCUGCUACAUUCACCAUGGUGGAUCCGAACCUACAGAUCGUGGUGCAUUCCGAGACCCUCAUCUCCCCGGAAAAGGCCCUCUUUCAAAUAUGGGGUGACCUAUUCAUCUUGACACAAGAUGGAAAGGUCCACCGGUAUCACGAGAAGUCCCUGCAACAGCGGCUCGAGCUACUAUACCAGCGCAACUUGUUUCCGCUCGCUAUAAGCCUCGCCCAGAAAGCCGGCAUGGAUGUGCAACAACAGAAUGUCAUGUACAGGAAGUAUGGUGAUCAUCUUUACCAGAAGGGAGACUACGACAGUGCCAUGUCUCAGUAUAUCAAGGCUAUUGACAACACGGAGCCGUCACAAGUCAUCCGCGAGUUUCUCGAUACCCAAAGGAUGCACAACCUCAUCGAAUACCUCGAAGAAUUACACGAGCACCAUAAAGCCACUUCAGACCACACAACCCUGUUGCUUAACUGCUACGCGAAACUGAAAGACGUCCAGAAGCUAGAAAAGUUCAUCAAGUCUGAAGAUGAUCUCAAGUUUGAUCUGGAUACAGCCAUCACCAUGUGCAGACAAGGAGGUUACUACGACCAAGCAGCAUACCUUGCCACAAAACAUGGGGAGAGUGACUUGGUUGUGGAUAUCCUGAUCGAGGACUCGAUGAGUUACCCUGAAGCACUUGACUUCAUGUGGCAUUUGGAAGCUGAGACGGCUUAUCCUUGCUUGAUGAAGUAUGCGAGGGUACUACUCGAGCAUUGUCCCAGCGACACGACGAAACUCUUCAUCGACUACUACACAGGCGCUUACAAGCCCAAGGUACAUUUGGUUCCGGUAGCGGAAGCUCCGGCACCCUCUGGCAUUGGGUUGGCUGCUGGGGCUGCAAACGCAGUGCAAAACCUGACAAGCUUGCUUCCGUUACCGUACAUGAACACUUCUGCGGUUCCAACACCUCCUGCUCAAGACAACAGCCAACAGACAGUCAGCGACUCCGCCGCUAUAAUAGAGCAUGACACAGACAACCACCCGAAAUACACAGCACCACCCCCUCGAUCUGCAUUCUCAUCUUUUAUUGACUAUCCCGAUGAAUUCAUCACGUUCCUCGAAGCUUGUCUGGAAGACACCUCGCUCAAGAAAUCUGACAAGUCAGACAUAUACACGACACUGUUCGAGAUGUACCUCCACAAAGCCAGCGAAAGAAAAGGCGUCAACAGGGAGGAAUGGGAGGCAAAAGCCAAGAAGCUAAUCGAUGGACGCGACCUGCCUAUCGAGAACUCGAAUGUCCUUUUACUAUCCCACUUAUCAAAUUUUCGCGACGGCACGACUCUUGUGAAAGAGAAGUCGGGCCUAUUAUUCGACAUUUUUCGUUCUCACACCUCGGCCAAGGAUACACGGGGUGCUAUCAAGGCUUUGCGGAAAUACGGACCUGAGGAGCCACAACUAUAUCCUGCAGCACUAGCGUAUUUUACAUCAGACUCGCGCAUUCUUGACGAAGCCGGACCGGAAGAACUCGCCAACGUGUUGCACAAGAUCGACGCCGACGGGCUCAUGGCGCCACUGCAGGUUAUACAGACGUUGGGCUCCAACGCCGUGGCGACCAUGGGCAUGAUCAAGCCGUACCUGCACGAAACAAUCACGCGCGAGCGGAAGGAGAUCGCAACGAACAAGCGGCAGAUCAACUCGUUCCGCAAGGAGACGGAGCAGAAGCGCAGCGAGAUCGCCGAGCUCGGCUCCAAACCGGCCGUGAUAUCGGCGCAGCGGUGUCCGGGCUGCGGCGGCGCCAUCGAGCUGCCCGCCGUGCACUUCCUGUGCAAGCACAGCUUCCACCAGCGCUGCCUCAAGCCGAGCGGCGAUGGCGACGGCGAGACCGAGUGUCCCGUGUGCGCUAUGAACAACGCGGCGGUGCGCGCGAUGAAGCGCAGUCAGGACGAGAGGGCGGACCGGCACGACCUGUUCAAGGACGCGCUGGAGAGGGGCGAUGACCGGUUCAAGACUGUUGCGCAGUGGUUUGGCCAGGGCGUCAUGGGGGUGGAUGCUUUGGAAUAG
Messenger RNA from Anthostomella pinea, 5418 nucleotides. The record is from the annotation of a GenBank genome assembly. NCBI's taxonomy places the organism in Eukaryota, Fungi, Ascomycota, Sordariomycetes, Xylariales, Xylariaceae.